This is a messenger RNA of Styela clava, 1380 nucleotides long. RefSeq names its product alpha-N-acetylgalactosamine-specific lectin-like. The record is from RefSeq and is a predicted model, not a curated record. Lineage: Eukaryota; Metazoa; Chordata; Ascidiacea; Stolidobranchia; Styelidae.
GCGUCGAAUGCGAAAGAAUUCCUUCAUUCUGUAUAUUUCGAGCAGCUAAACUAACCGACAUGGACUUUUUAAGUAAUAUGGUAUUAAUAGUUUUUUUGAUACUGAAACCGAGUCUCAUUUUUGCUGAUGACCCGUUUUCGAAUGUCCAGUUGGUUAUUGAGGAUGCCCAAGGUUCCUGUAAGAAGGAAGAUCAUUUAUCGAUUAAAAGUGAGCAAGAAUUGAGAGAAGCAUUGGAGAAAAAAUUACUGAAGUUUUUGGCUGACAAUCCUGGGCAAGAGAUCGCUAUAACAACACAAUUGAUAGCGAAUGAAAUUUCAUGUUCACCAGGAUGGUAUAAAGCGAGCAAUAAUUAUUGUUACAAAUAUUUUACACAUGGAGCAAAAUACGAAACUGCGAAAUCAAAUUGCGAAAAUGAAGGAGGAACUCUCGCUGCUGCCGGAAUUCGAGAUUUCGUCGUUCGGAUGGAAUUGAUUCAAAGCAUGGGCAUUAAACAAAACAUUUGGAUCGGUGUGGAUGACAUAAUAGAAGAGAAGAGUUUUAUUUGGGCGGAUGGUGGAUGUUAUGUUGAGUCAGAUACUAACUGGAGUUAUAAACAACCGGACGACCACAAUGAUAAUGAGGAUUGUGUUCAAUUGUAUCAUACCAAUGGGAAAUUGAAUGAUAACAACUGUGAUAUCCUAUUAUCAUACCUUUGUGAAAAAAAACUAUGAUUUCGUAAAAAUGCCCUUGCUGUAAUCAAGGAAGACUUGUGGACAAUGUUACGAAACAAUACUGAGAAUUAGGAAAGUAAAUAUUACAUGUUGAAUUAACAUUCCGAUAGAAUUCUGUAAAUUACUACGCUGUAACAUAUUGAGAUUUUCAAUCGCUAUAUGAUAUUGUUUAGUUUAUUGUGAAUAAUAUAAAACACACAGGAGUCAUGUUAAAGGCCAAAUAUUCAAACUUAUAAGACAAGAUAUAAAUUGUAGUUUGCACUUUAUUUUCUUGGCUCGUGCGAAAAUCUCAUUUUUCAUCAAGCAAGAAAUAUUUCUUUCUAGUUUUUCUGCCUGUAAAUUCAUUAGCAUUCCAAUUUUGUUAUUUUCAAUGUCUUUGUAGCCAGAUCGUAGCCAAAGACUAUCAUAAAUGCUAGUAAAUAUUGAAGUGUCUCACUUUCCUUCUUCUCUUAUAGUCUGUAUGUCAAACGAUGGCGAUUACUUAUUUUAACAGUCUCAUAUUUCAUGUUUUUGAAUUUGAGUCUCUAUAAUCUUUAUGUUGAUAAAAUACUUUGUUGUAAAAUUGCUUAUGGUAAUUGUAACUUCUCUUCGAGCCAUACUAUCUUACUAUCUUUUUUUUUCAAAAAUCAACUAACAUUGAACUUUUUUUGCUUAAUCCCUAAAAUGCCAU